This is a messenger RNA of Anopheles coluzzii, 1935 nucleotides long. It is a transcript of the gene PIG-T, whose product is annotated as GPI transamidase component PIG-T. Gene Ontology annotation, cellular component: GPI-anchor transamidase complex. Gene Ontology annotation, biological process: attachment of GPI anchor to protein. NCBI's taxonomy places the organism in Eukaryota, Metazoa, Arthropoda, Insecta, Diptera, Culicidae. The transcript has 2 exons. The coding region runs from base 83 to 1867 and encodes 594 amino acids. The record is from RefSeq and is a predicted model, not a curated record.
AUACAAUCGACAUAAACAAAACACGCCGCUUGUGUGCGGGCCUUGUCGUUGCCACUCCUUGCUAAGAAAUAAUUUUGUUUUAAUGUGGAAAUUACUCUCGCUAUGGACCGUGCUGGUGAUGGCAGGCGGCCUGAAAGGCUCAAGCGCACAGUUUUCCGACAUUUUUGAUGAAGAGCUGUUCAUAAAACCGCUGCCGGAUAAGUUCGUCUACAGCUACUUCCAGUUCACGACCCGCUGGGAGCUGGGCAAAAAUGAUAGCCUGCUUCACACUAACCUGGUGUCCCGACCGCUGGCCGAGCUGUUCCAUCACUUCGGCGUGCAGGAGCUGCACCUUAGCUUCACGUACGGCCUGUGGCGGUACGAAUCAUGGGGCUACCCGGUGACGGAUGCCGGCCCCGGUGCGGAAGUGUGGGCCUGGUUUGAACCGACCACUGACCAUCGCGCCUCCAUCGACCACCGGUGGAAGAUGCUGUGCGGAACACUUUCCGGGCUGUUCUGCGCCUCGCUUAGCUUCAUCGAGCCGAGCAACACGUUCGUGCCGGUGUACACGCUGCGACCGCAAACGCAUCACUUCCCGGGACGGCCGGAACCGAUCCUUCGCUAUGCCGCACUGCCGCGGGAAAUUGUCUGCACGGAAAACCUAACCCCGUGGGCGAAGCUGUUACCGUGCCGGUCGCGCGAGGGUCUCGUAUCGCUGCUCGUGCCGGACAGCAUCUACUCGAGCAAUUACCACUCGCUCGGCGUGCACAUCCGGAAGCUGUGCGGGGAUGAGGCGUGCAGCGAGUUCCAGCUGGAGGUGAAGCAGACGGUAAGCGUGGUGCAGGAUCUGCGACUGUUUGGCGGCCCGAACUGGUCCAUCCGCAAGCUGUUCGGCCAGGGGAUGGAGGGUUCGUGCGCACUGGCCACCACCAGCAACGUGUACGUGGACGUGACCGACAGCGAGGGGGCGCUGGAGAUAUCGCAGCAACCCGACGAAACGAUCCUUUCGGUCAGGGGCGGAGUGCGCACGCAGCUGCACCGGUUCGACGUGAAGCAGUUUGAAGCGAUCACGGCCAAGGGCCGCCGGGCCAUGUUCAAUGUGGCCGUAAUGGACAAGCGCGAUCCGAACGUGAUCGUGGUGGCCGGGCCGCCGCCCCUCUACGCGAAACGCUUCAUCCUGGGCGUUGGACAGGAGCGGGGCAAAAUCGUCACGCAAAUCACGAACGCCCACUGGGGUGCGCUGGAUUUGAUCGUGUUCGAAACCAUCCCGUGGUUUGUGCCCGUCUACCUGCACACGCUCACCAUCCGCCGGGCGGGGGGUGAGCGUAUCGAGCCCGCCUUCCUGCACUACACACCGGGCGUGCAGCGGGAGCGGCCGUACGGGCUGGAGGUUGCGUUCCGCAUCCCGGCCCGCGCUACCAUCGAGCUGUCGAUUGAUUUCGACUACAUUUUCCUCAAGUGGCAAGAGUACCCGCCGGAUGCGAACCAUGGCCACUACAUUCCAUCGUCGAUCAUCUCGCUGCUGCUGCCGUCCGCCCGCAACUACACCUCCAUUCCGCGGGAGGCGGCCCUGUUCCGGGAGUCGUUCAAUGCGACCCAGCUGGCCGGCUACUUUCUGCAGGUGCGGACCGAGGCGCUGCUGCUGACGCUUCCGACGCCGGACUUUAGCAUGCCGUACAAUGUGAUCUGCCUGACGUGUACGGUGGUGGCGCUUGCAUUUGGGCCGAUCCAUAACAUCUCCACGAAGCGCAUCGUGGCGAAGGGCAAGGAAAAGGACAAAGUGUCGCUCGGGGAGAAGGUGAAGCAGUUUUUCAAAAUUAAUAAGAAGCCAACCAAAGAGGAGCACACGGCUAGCACGGAAGACUUGAAUGCGCCCGACACGGAAUAAAGACAUGUCCACCCUCCCAUGCACCACUAGUCAGUAUGGUUAGGAGAGGGGGAAGAGGAGGAAAAGGC